Molecule: messenger RNA, 1897 nt
Organism: Antechinus flavipes (yellow-footed antechinus)
Lineage: Eukaryota; Metazoa; Chordata; Mammalia; Dasyuromorphia; Dasyuridae
Gene: LPXN
Product: leupaxin
Exons: 9
Coding region: 368-1537 (389 amino acids)
Source: RefSeq, a predicted model, not a curated record
AAGGACUUCUUGAAUCUUCUAAAUGUCAUUCAUUUCUAUGGAAGCCAGCCCAAGUUUUCUCCUUAUGAUUUUAGUCAUUGGUGCCCUUGUCGGGCUCUAGAAACAAUCUGUUUAACCAGAUCAUUUGACCAAAUUCAUUCUCAUCAGUCAUAUUAUUUUCAGAUAUGGCUAACCAUACUUUGAAAAGUACGUGACUCACAAAAAAAAAAAAGAAAAAAAAAAACUCCCUGAGUUGAAUCAAAAGAGAGGAAGUGCUAAGCAAAUACAGGAACUAAAAGAAAUUUAGAGAGCACUUCAUGCAGUCUCACUCAAUUGCUUUGCUGUCUUCUAAUCCUACACCUUGCUGGAGUUACUUGGGUUUGUGAAGAUGGAAGAUCUGGAUGCUUUGUUAGAAGAACUGGAGCGAUCUUCCCUGGGGGAAAGUAAUGAGGAUCCUGAACCUCUCCAGGGACCCAGGAAGGAUGGGAAGGUGGCGGAGGUGGCCAAGGCCAGUCUACUCCAAGAUGACACACUGCCCAUGCCGGCGCAGGUGAUAUAUACUACAAAGAUUGAAGAGGUCAAUGUCUACAGUGACAUUCAAGAGCCAGAGGCCGAGAGGCCGCCUCAGAGCACACCUCAGAGCACACCUCAGAGCACCUCAGCGGCCGCCCAGCUGGAUGAGCUCAUGGCUCACCUGUGUCAGAUGCAGUCCAAGGUCAUGGGGAAGUCUGCUGGCCCCAGGGAGCCGCUGCCAAAGAAAGAUACCAACAAUUCUUUGGACACGAUGCUUGGGGGAUUGGAGCAGGACUUGCAGAACCUUGGUAUUGCCACCACCCCCAAGGGCCACUGUGCUUCCUGCCAAAAACCCAUUGCUGGAAAGGUGAUCACAGCUCUGGGGAAGACCUGGCACCCGGAACACUUCGUCUGCGCUCACUGCAAGACGGAGCUGGGCUGCGGCAGCCCCUUCUUCGAGCGCGGCGGCCUGGGCUACUGCUCCCACGACUACCACGAGCUGUUCUCGCCCCGCUGCGCCUACUGCGCAGCCCCCAUUCUUGACAAGGUGCUGACGGCGAUGGACCAGACGUGGCACCCGGAGCACUUCUUCUGCGCCCACUGUGGGGAGGUGUUCAGUGAGGAAGGAUUCCAUGAAAAGGACAAGAAGCCGUACUGCCGGAAAGAUUUCUUGGCCAUGUUUGCUCCCAAGUGUGGAGGCUGCAACCGGCCCGUGUUGGAAAAUUACCUGACUGCCAUGGAUGCUGUCUGGCACCCAGAGUGCUUCGUGUGUAGGGACUGUUUCCAGGCUUUCUGUACAGCCUCCUUCUUCGAGCUGGACGGACAGCCUUUCUGCGAGCUGCACUACCACCGGCGGCGAGGGACCAUCUGCUACGGGUGCGAGCUGCCCAUCAGUGGCCGCUGCAUCAGCGCCAUGGGCCGCAAGUUUCACCCGGAGCACUUUGUGUGCGCCUUCUGCCUGAGCCAGCUGUCCAAGGGCAUCUUCCGAGAACAGAAUGACAAGGCCUACUGUCAGCCCUGCUUCAACAGGCUCUUCCCUCUCUAACUCCAAGGUGUUCCCCGGGCCCUUCUGAUACCAGCCGGGCCCAGGGGAGAAGGGGCACAAGAAACCCCCACUGACCUCUCAGCAGCCUGAUGGGGAGGCCGGAGCAGUGAGGAGACGCUUCUCAACAGGGCAGAGGCCUUUCCUUCCCAACAUGGGCUAAGCCUUUUCUAGAUUUGCUUAUCCUUCCCCAGGGUAGCCAACCCUUAAAAGUGCUAGUUACUCUGAGCUCCUCCCUCACUAGAAACAUAGAGCUCAGUUUUAUUGCUUUGUGUACUCAUCACACACAUAGACACUGACAUGACACACACACAUAGCUCCUCUCUUUCUUCUCUCUCUGUCACUCUUUUCUCUCUCUCUCUC